AUGGACAUCUUUCGAACGCUGGCGGGCGGAGGUGCUCACUUCGACAAGAAACGUUUCCAAAAUGACCUCAAGAUCUUUGGUGGCGCUGCUGAUGAGCAGGCUUCUACCUCGACAUCCGGCAGCGCAGCUUCUGUCGGCAAGACGGGUACGAGCAAGCGGAAGCGUACAGCUGCUGAUCUGGGGACGAAUGGAGAGAAAAGCGGCUCAGCGAAUGGUGCUAAGCUGAUCGUGCCGGAUGGGUUGGACUUUUUCGGAUCGGCGGCCAAGACGAAAUCGACCACUUCGGCUGUCGAGCGAGAGGAUAGGCAGAGCAAGAAGGAUGGAAAGCGCAAAGCCGAUGAGGAAUCCGACGCUGAAAGCGGUAUCGACUCAAAUGAUGAACGCGAUGAAAUUUCAGAUGCAGCACCGGUCACAAAGGCGACGUUGAGCACCUUUCUCAAGCAGAACAAGAUCAAACUCAAAGGCACAGAUGUUCCCCUCCCGAUGGCAUCCUGGUCCGAGCUCGAGACACGCUUCCACGUCCAGCCAUGGCUACGCACCAACCUCGACAAGUGGGGAUGGGGCGUGCCCACCGCAAUCCAGAAAGGUGCCAUGCCUGUCCUCCUCGCAAACCGAGAUCUCCUCGCCGGCGCACCUACAGGAUCCGGUAAAACGCUCGCCUUCCUCCUUCCCCUCAUCCAUCAUCUCCGUGCACCUUCGAAGAAGGAAAACUUCCGAGCCGUCAUCGUCUCUCCCACGCGAGAGCUCGCCCAACAGAUCUACGAUCAACUCCGACGUCUCUCUGAAGGACGAAAUUUCCGCAUCUGCGUUCUCACCAAAACGUCCGAUGCCACCGCCAUCUCGAAGGCAUCCUCGUCCGACGCUAGCAAACGCAAGAAGUACGACGUGCUCAUCACCACUCCACUGCGACUCGUUCACGCCAUCGAAAAGGAGGAGGUGGAUCUCAGCCACGUACGACACUUGGUGCUCGAUGAAGCGGAUCGAUUGUUGGAAGAUGGAUUCCUGCAACAGACGGAUUCCAUCCUCGCCGCGUGUUCCCAUCCUCAUCUUCGCAAAGCUCUGUUCUCUGCCACCCUUCCUGCCGGUGUCGAAGAGAUGGCAAAGACAUUUAUGAUCGACGAGUGUCGCGUCAUCAUCGGCAACAAAGAUUCCGCGACCGAAAGCGUCUCUCAGGAACUCCAAUUCGUCGGUUCCGAAGACGGAAAACUCCACGCCCUGCGAUCUUUGAUCCAGGAAGGAGGACUCAAACCACCCGUGCUGCUGUUCGUACAGUCGAUCGAACGAGCAAAGGAUCUGUUCCACGAGUUGGUGUACGAUGGGUUGCACGUGGAUGUCAUCCAUUCCGAACGACCCAAGCUGCAAAGAGAAGGUGUCAUCAGCGCCUUUAAGAGGGGCGAUGUAUGGGUGUUGAUCUGUACGGAACUGAUGGCCAGAGGUAUUGAUUUCAAGGGAGUCCAGUUGGUGAUCAACUACGAUUUCCCUCAAUCCGUCCAGAGCUACAUUCACAGGAUCGGCAGAACGGGUAGGGCAGGCAGGAAGGGUAGGGCCAUCACUUACUUUACGAAGGAAGACGCGGGUCAUUUGAAGACCGUGGUCAAUGUCAUGAGGCAGAGCGGAUGCGAGGUGCCAGAGUGGAUGGUCGGGUUGAAGGGCCCGGGGAAGAAGGAGAGGAAGAAGCUGAAGGCGAGGGCUCCUGAGAGGAAGGGGAUUAGGACGAGCGCGGCGAGCAGUGUAGGGAGGAGGGAGGCGAACAGGAGGAAGGAGAUGGUCGCUGCUAGUAAGCGAAGGAAGGUGGAGGGGACGGGGGAGGGAACUCCGAAGGGAAAAGGAGGGGAAUGA
Pseudozyma hubeiensis SY62 is the source of this 1839-nucleotide messenger RNA. RefSeq lists its product as hypothetical. Gene Ontology annotation, biological process: maturation of SSU-rRNA. The record is from RefSeq and is a predicted model, not a curated record. The coding region runs from base 1 to 1839 and encodes 612 amino acids. Lineage: Eukaryota; Fungi; Basidiomycota; Ustilaginomycetes; Ustilaginales; Ustilaginaceae. The transcript has a single exon. Gene Ontology annotation, molecular function: nucleic acid binding; ATP binding; RNA helicase activity.